AUGACCUAUUCUGAUAUUGAUGAAGUAGUUAAGCCAAAAGAAUCAGGUUCAUUUAUGAGUUCUCAACCAAAUUCACCUGAGGUUGAGUUAUGGAAUAGUUCAAGACAACUUAAAGAAGGCCUUAUUAGAUUAAGAACAUUAUGGGAACAAAAAAAAUUAUUCACUUUUACUUCUCAUGUACGUCAUCAAGAUAUUACAUAUGCACCUAAUAAAGAUUUUAUUAUGAAAUAUAUUUUACACGUAGGUGAAAAUUCGCUUGAAUCUAAUCCGUCACCUAACAUUUUACUUACGAAAUUAAAUAUUCCAUUAAAUUGUGUUGAUAAUUAUCAAAUUCGACAACAUUAUCUUGAAGAAUAUUCAGCUAAAUAUUCGAAAGCAAAACAUUUAUUAAGCAAUGCUCGGAAAAAACAACGAAAAAUUAUUAUGACUUAUUAUGAAGCAAAAGAAAAAGAAAAUAAUAUUGAUGAAUUACAAAUAAUUAAAGAAUCAUUACUUGAAGAAAAUGAAAAAAUAAAAAAAUUUAAAGAUGCUUUAAAAGAUAAACUUAUUAUUUAUCAACAACGUAUACAAUUUCUUAAAGAUACUGAAUUUUGGUCAAGAUUUGAAAUUCAACAAUUACAAAGUAAUACAGUUGAAUCAAUUAAAAAUUGUACAGAAAAUUCUCCAGAAUUAUCUACGACCAAAGAUAGUCUUCAUCUAUUACAUGAUCUUGAACAAAUAAAAUAUCAAAUUAAUCUUCUUGAUGAUUUAUGUCCAACUACUAAUCCUGAUGAACAUUAUUCUAAAUUAAAAUCAGAUGAAAAUAAUUUUUCUCCUGUAAAUAGUAAUGAUAAUAAUAAAAUUAAUCAUCAAUUUGAUAAUAAUGAAAGUAAUAUUAUCUCACAUCUAACAGAUAAUUAUAAACUCCAUGAAAUUAUUUUGAAAUCUUCACAACGGAUGAUUCUAAUGUUUAGUCUUGUUGUAUUUAGUGUUAUAUUUCUUAAUAAUUUACUUGAAUAUUUUCUGAUAUAUCUAACAAAACCAUCUGUACCGAUUACAACAUUAUCUCGUACAAGUACUAUACCAAUAUCAUCAUUUACAAUUUUAUUAUCCAAUAUUUAUAAUUGGACAAUUUCAUGGUUGUUACUAUUUUUUCGUAUAUUCGAAUUUUCUGUUUAG
Molecule: messenger RNA, 1158 nt
Organism: Rotaria sp. Silwood1
Lineage: Eukaryota; Metazoa; Rotifera; Eurotatoria; Philodinida; Philodinidae
Source: the annotation of a GenBank genome assembly